AUGAUACGACGGACAAAAGGUCCACACAUUCUCACCAGAAUCGAAGGCGAUUGCCUCGGAGACAGCACCACCAAGAAUGUUCCAGUAAAGUCAAUCGACAGUCGAUCAAGAGGAAUUCGCUGUCGUCUUCUGGUAGGAUCAACCUCCGAAUCUCGUUCACUCGAAAUGGGAAUAAGCUCAACAGAUUCAAAGCGCAACAGACGAGCGGGUAUUCCAAAGAACGACUCGGACAAGAGGCGUGCUUCGACAAUUGAGAAAAAGCCCAAUUCGCAGGUAGCAAUUAAGGUCGCUCUUUGUGUCCCAUCAAAGUGGAUCCUCGAUCCUGCGACGUACAAGAGCGUGCAUUUACUCAAGCCGCUUCCCGGUAGAAUGAGGUCGCAUCUGCCGCCCUCGUUCGGGGACACUCACAUCAUAACCCGCCUCAUCGUUGAUCGAAAAUAG
Messenger RNA from Protopolystoma xenopodis, 441 nucleotides. The record is from the annotation of a GenBank genome assembly. Lineage: Eukaryota; Metazoa; Platyhelminthes; Monogenea; Polystomatidea; Polystomatidae.